AAGCGGGGCAGGGCGCUGCGCCCCCGUGCGCGGAGCUGGGCGGCAUGCGGAGCCUGGCCGCGUCUCGGGGCUUCCUCUUCGAGUGGGUUGGUGGUGGUGGCUUUUUUUUUUUUUUUUUUUUUUUUUUUUGAGCGUGUGAGUGUUAUUUUUUUUUUUUUUCCGCCAACUUCCUUCCUGCUCCAACUGCCAAAGCUGAAAGCGGAGCGCUGCGAGCAGAGGAGGACCCCGGAGGCAGGCGCCGCGCAGGCAACCAAGUGAUCAUGACUGAGAAGACACAGGAACCUCAUGUGGAGGAAGACGAUGAUGAGCUGGAUGGGAAACUGAACUACAAACCUCCUCCCCAGAAAACACUGCAGGAGCUACAAGAGUUGGACAAAGACGAUGAGAGCCUUGCUAAAUACAAGAAGUCCCUGCUGGGAGAUGGACCUGUGGUGGCAGACCCAACAGCUCCCAACGUGGUGGUCACCCGGCUCACCCUGGUGUGUGACUCUGCUCCAGGACCGAUCACCAUGGACCUUACAGGUGACCUUGAAGCACUCAAGAAAGAGACCUUUGUAUUAAAGGAAGGAGUUGAAUACAGAGUUAAGAUCCACUUCAAAGUAAACAGGGACAUUGUGUCGGGACUGAAAUACGUGCAGCACACCUACCGGACAGGAGUGAAGGUGGACAAAGCCACGUUCAUGGUUGGCAGCUAUGGGCCACGGCCAGAGGAAUAUGAGUUCUUGACGCCUAUUGAAGAGGCUCCUAAGGGAAUGCUGGCUCGAGGUACCUAUCACAACAAGUCAUUCUUCACGGAUGAUGACAAGCAUGACCAUCUCACCUGGGAGUGGAACCUGUCCAUCAAGAAGGAAUGGACAGAAUGAGUUCACCCGGUUUGCCUUCCCCCUUCCCGUCCCCUUGCCUCCUGCACCAGUCUCCAGGUGGGCCAUGCCCACCACGCUGCUCCCUCCUGCCACUGUGGCUGGCCACAGCCCUUGCAGCCCUUCCGUGGGUGCCAGGGCUCUGUGCCAGCCUUGGUCAAUGCACAGGCUAGCAGAUGGCCUUUGCUGCUUCUUCUGAUACACUGAAAAUAACCCACCCGUUCUCACCACUGCCCCAUCAUGACACAUAAUGGUUUAAAUUGGGAAGCAUUUCCCUCCCUUUCUCCCAGUACUUCUUCCUGCUGCCUCCAUUUCUCCUUCUAUACCAACUCCGGUCCCGGAAAGUGCCUUUUCUAGGAAGCAAGAUCACCUCGCCAGCUCCUUGAGUCUCCUGGCAGGGCGGACUGGUCCCUGGAAAAUCCCUCUCUGAGUUACACGUGCCAUGUGCUCUGACUCAUUGUAAAUGGCUACUUACCUCCCGUGGUGGUCUCCUGGUUUGUAUCUGGUGCCCUACCCUGUUGAAAUCCAUACUCGUGCAGGCAAAAUCAGUCAGGGGGAUGCAGCUAGAUGCUGUAACAAGACUUCAGUGUCUCAAGAAUAAAAAUGGUUUCUUUCUUCUUCUCUG
Messenger RNA from Cygnus olor (mute swan), 1485 nucleotides. It is a transcript of the gene ARHGDIB, whose product is annotated as Rho GDP dissociation inhibitor beta. Gene Ontology annotation, molecular function: Rho GDP-dissociation inhibitor activity; protein binding. Gene Ontology annotation, cellular component: cytosol; membrane; cytoplasm. The transcript is spliced from 6 exons. Gene Ontology annotation, biological process: Rho protein signal transduction. The record is from RefSeq and is a predicted model, not a curated record. Lineage: Eukaryota; Metazoa; Chordata; Aves; Anseriformes; Anatidae. Bases 261 to 863 code for a protein of 200 amino acids.